AGGAUGACCCGGGCUCUGGGAGGAUCCCAGGCACCAUGCCUCCCCACCUCAUCUUCAUCCUGGCGGAUGACCAGGGCUAUGGAGACGUGGGCUACCAUGGCUCGGACAUCCACACUCCGGUCCUGGACCAGCUGGCUGGAGAAGGGGUGAAGCUGGAGAACUACUAUGUCCAGCCGAUCUGCUCACCCUCACGCAGCCAGCUUAUGACUGGGCGGUACCAGAUUCACACGGGCCUCCAGCAUUCUAUCAUCCGGGCACGCCAGCCGCUGUGCCUGCCCCCGGAUGCACCCACCCUGGCUGAGCGGCUGCAGGAAGCGGGCUACAGCACCCACAUGGUAGGAAAGUGGCACCUGGGCUUCUGCCGGCCGGGCUGCCUGCCCACGGGCCGCGGCUUCCAGAGCUUCCUGGGCUCCCUGACUGGCAGCGGUGACCACUUCUCCUACCAGAGCUGUGACCAGGCUGAGGCCUGCGGCUUCGACCUGCACGAUGGGGAGAGACCAGCCUGGGAGAUGAGCGGUAACUACUCCACAACGCUCUACAUAGAGAGGGUUAAGAAGAUCCUGAGAGCCCAUGACCCCCAGAAGCCCCUCUUCCUGUACCUGGCCCUCCAGGCAGUCCACACACCCCUCCAGGCACCAGACCACUUUCUGCAACGCUACAGUGCCCUGGAUAACCGCCCGCGACGACUCUACGCAGCCAUGGUGAGCUGUGUUGACGAGGGUGUGGGGGCGCUGGUUCAGGAGCUGAGGACUCGUGGCCUCUACCAGAACUCUGUCCUGGUCUACUCCUCAGACAACGGGGGCCAGCCCCUCUCUGGGGGCUGUAAUUGGCCCCUGCGUGGGGGGAAGGGCACGUACUGGGAGGGGGGAGUACGGGCGGUGGGUUUUGUCCACAGCCCACUCCUGAAGAGGAAAGGAAAGGUGAGCAAGGCACUGAUCCAUGUUUCUGACUGGUACCCAACCCUGCUGUCUCUGGCGGGGGCACCGGAGAAGGACAGAGGCCAGCUGGACGGCCACAAUGUGUGGGGGGCCAUCAGCCAGGGGCUGCCGUGCCCCCGUACCGAGAUCCUGUUCAACAUUGACCCGGUAUCCCGACGGCCUGGGGAGGCAGACUCCAGGACCCUGGCCCUUAACGGCUUUGGCAUCUGGGAUACGGCAUUGCGGGCGGCAAUUCGGGCCGGGGACUGGAAGUUGCUGACGGGAAAUGUGGGUGAUGGGGACUGGGUGCCCCCUCAGACCCUGCCCGGGGGGCCCCAUCAGUGGCAGGGCAUGGAGAAACGUCGAGACCAGAGGGGGAAGUCUGUGUGGCUUUUCAACAUCACCGCUGACCCUUAUGAGAGGUCAGACCUAGCCGAUGCAAGGCCUGAGGUGGUCAAAAUACUGCUGGCCAGGCUGGCCGAGUACAACCAGACGGCCGUGCCGCCCCGAAACCCCCCCGAUGACCACAUGGCGGACCCCCAGCUCCAUGGGGGGGUGUGGACACCAUGGCUGGGUGAGCCAGGCAGCGAGGGGCCAGAGGGCAGCGGGGAGGGAGGGAAAGGGAAGGCAAAGAGUAGUAAAAUGAGGCACUGUAAGGUGUGCAAACUGAAAGCCCUCUUUAAGAAGGUGGGCUCCCGGAUGCAGAGGUCCUCUCUCUUCUUUUAGACCACAGAGGGAGGGAAGGAGCACGUGGAUGUACAGGCAGGACUGACCGGCCUACAUGAGACUGGAUCUUAGUCACUGGCUGUCCCCUGGUCACUAAGUAGGGUGACUUUGUGCAACUGUGAGAUUGAUGUUGAGAGUGAUGUUUUGAUGUCUCAUUUGCCCAUGAACAGAAGGACACGAUCAGAAUGACACUCGGACACCCAGAGAGAUAUUUCUUUCAUUUGUUGUUUUGUUAUUUGUACGUGGUGAUAGAAUGGACCUUCUAGGCUACACACUGCUUAUCAAAUACUUCUCUGUUCCCAAACCAACUCUAAACAACACCUCACUGCAUCAAAAUUCUAAAGUGGGUACUGGCCAGCAUAAGCUAAGCCAGAGAUA
Oncorhynchus masou masou (cherry salmon) is the source of this 2021-nucleotide messenger RNA. Its product is annotated as arylsulfatase I. The transcript is spliced from 3 exons. The record is from RefSeq and is a predicted model, not a curated record. Bases 36 to 1643 code for a protein of 535 amino acids. Lineage: Eukaryota; Metazoa; Chordata; Actinopteri; Salmoniformes; Salmonidae.